GUGGGAGAUACCACCAGAAUGAUGAGACUUGUUUGCGAUCUAACACAUCAAUGGGUUUAAACACGAACAAUAAUGUUUAUAUAAAGUCCCAGGCAACAAUUACUCACUAAUCAGUCAACGCUUAAUCGUCGAGCGAACGACAUGUCCAAGUUUGUUGAGUGUAUUUUCUUCGCUUUGAUAGUGAUAGCUGUUGAAGCAAUCCGAAAUAAUGGAGAGUUAGCAGAAAUCAGCGAAUUUCCGUUCCAAGUAUCUCUCAGGAUAAACGGAGGUCACAGCUGCGGGGGUGUGCUAAUCACCCGAAAACAUGUUCUUACUGCUGCACAUUGCGUCAACGAUUACAUUGACCCCGCAGAACAAAAUUUAUGGUCCGCGUCUAUAGAAUUUGGAGCCACCCAUCUCAAUGCUGGUCUAAGAUAUCCCAUUUCAAGGAUAUCCAUUCACAAAGACUUCAAAAAUGAAUACAAACCGAUGUUUUUGCCCAACGACGUCGCUGUCAUUCAUCUACGAAAUUCCGUAAAAUUAUCUCCAACGAUUCAGACGAUCGCGUUGCCCAGAAUGAUGAUCGAAGUACCGAUGAAUACCUCCCUCAUCGUAUCUGGUUAUGGAUUGGUAAACCAUACGGCUUACCUUCCGUGGGACUCGCCAUUAAGAAAAUUCGAGACCAAGGUCGCUGGAUGCGAAGCUAUCAAUACCACCACACUGUGGAAUGUAUUUUGCGAUGAAUUGAGAGUAGGAUAUGCCGCUUGCAAUGGUGACAGCGGUAGUGGCAUAAUCGAUGCAAAUACAAAAACACUGGUAGGAAUCGUUUCUGGUAUCGGUGAUGAAUGUGGAGCUGGAAUAGAGCCGGAUGUAUUUCUCAAAGUUUCUUAUUACAUUCCUUACAUAAAAUCUGAAUUGGCUUAUGAUCCGGAAAAUUCAAAGAUCCAAAGUGAACAUCCUGCGAGAAAUGUGGAGGAAAUAUUUUACAUAAAUGAUUGUUAUAGUCCUGGAUGUGCUUAUAAAAGUAAAGACUAAAGUUACUUAUUACUCUGAAUUAUAUUAUGUUUUAUGCACUUUCGUAACGUUUUAGUUACGGAUUGAGAUUGUCAUUUAUAACUGUACGUAUCAUAUAAAAAAAAUCGUAAUAAAAGGUUACAACAAAUAAAA
Messenger RNA from Trichogramma pretiosum, 1146 nucleotides. RefSeq names its product chymotrypsin-1-like. NCBI's taxonomy places the organism in Eukaryota, Metazoa, Arthropoda, Insecta, Hymenoptera, Trichogrammatidae. The coding region runs from base 142 to 1014 and encodes 290 amino acids. Gene Ontology annotation, biological process: proteolysis. Gene Ontology annotation, molecular function: serine-type endopeptidase activity. The record is from RefSeq and is a predicted model, not a curated record. The transcript is spliced from 4 exons.